This is a messenger RNA of Triticum turgidum subsp. durum (durum wheat), 1092 nucleotides long. The record is from the annotation of a GenBank genome assembly. NCBI's taxonomy places the organism in Eukaryota, Viridiplantae, Streptophyta, Magnoliopsida, Poales, Poaceae.
AUGUUGCUGCGUAACCGUGUUGCUGGACAGAGCAGCAGGGGUUUGAUAGAUUGGCCUUAUCCUUUUGUGGAGGGUGAAUUAUUUGCUCUAACAAUAAGCUCCGGCUUGGAAGGUUAUCAUGUUCAAGUUGAUGGGAGGCAUGUCGCGUCUUUUCCUUAUCGUGUUGGCUUUGACCUCGAGGAUGUCGCUACGGUGCAAGCAAAUGGUGAUAUUGAGGUUGAAUCAAUGUUUGCCGGUACAUUACCUGCGGUCCAUCCUAACAUCUUGCAAAGAAAUCUGGAGUUGCUGUCCGAACUGAAAGCCCCUCCACCUGAAGAACCUGUGGAGCUGUUCAUAGGCAUCCUUUCAGCAGGAAGCCACUUCACCGAGCGCAUGGCUGUGAGGAGAUCAUGGAUGUCUGCAGUUCGAAAUUCAUCAAGUACCAUGGCUCGGUUUUUUGUCGCCUUGAACCAUGUUUCAGGGCAGAAUGGAAGAAGGGAAGUUAAUGAAGAUUUGAAGAAAGAAGCGGAUUUCUUCGGGGACAUUAUCAUUGUGCCCUUUGUGGAUAGCUACGACCUGGUUGUUCUGAAGACUGUUGCCAUCUGCGAGUAUGCGGCUCGUGUUGUUGCUGCGAGGUAUGUCAUGAAGUGCGAUGAUGAUACCUUUGUUAGGCUUGAUUCAGUCAUGGCUGAAAUCAAGAAAAUCCCAGAAGAUAAAAGCUUCUACAUGGGGAACAUGAACUACUACCACAGACCACUCCGAGAAGGAAAAUGGGCCGUCUCAUACGAGGAGUGGCCCAGGGACACCUACCCGACGUACGCCGACGGCGCUGGCUACAUUGUUUCUUCCGACAUCGCCGGCUUCGUCGCGUCGGAGAUGGAGAAGGGCAGGCUGAAUCUGUUCAAGAUGGAGGACGUGAGCGUGGGCAUGUGGGUGGGGCAGCUCGACGCCGGCGGCGGCACCGGCGGCGUGGAGUACGUCCACGGCGCGGGGUUCUGCCAGGCGGGGUGCGCCGACGACUACCUGACGGCGCACUACCAGUCGCCGGGGCAGAUGCUGUGCCUCUGGGAGAAGCUGCGGCAGGGCAGGCCGCAGUGCUGCAACGCCGGAUGA